This is a messenger RNA of Vicugna pacos (alpaca), 2322 nucleotides long. The record is from RefSeq and is a predicted model, not a curated record. NCBI's taxonomy places the organism in Eukaryota, Metazoa, Chordata, Mammalia, Artiodactyla, Camelidae.
UCUCCGCCCCUCCCUGUGUGUUGCAGUGAUGUGCUCGCUCUGCCCAUCUUCAAGCAGGAGGAGCCCCAGCUGUCCCCCGAGAAUGAGGCCCGCCUGCCGCCCCUGCAGUACGUGCUAUGUGCCGCCACGUCCCCUGCCGUGAAGCUGCACGAGGAGACCCUGACUUACCUCAACCAAGGUCAAUCUUAUGAAAUCCGACUGCUGGAGAAUAGGAAGCUGGGAGACUUUCAAGAUCUGAGCACAAAAUAUGUGAAGAGCACCAUCCGUGUGGUCUUCCACGACCGCCGGCUGCAGUACACGGAGCACCAGCAGCUGGAAGGUUGGCGGUGGAGCCGGCCGGGGGACCGGAUCCUGGACAUCGAUAUUCCACUGUCUGUUGGUAUCUUGGACCCCAGGGCCAGCCCGACCCAGCUGAACGCAGUCGAGUUUUUGUGGGACCCUUCCAAGAGAGCCUCUGCGUUCAUUCAGGUGCACUGCAUCAGCACGGAGUUCACCCCGCGGAAGCACGGGGGUGAGAAGGGGGUGCCCUUCCGUGUGCAGAUCGACACCUUUAAGCAGAACGAGAAUGGGGAGUACACGGAGCACCUGCACUCGGCCAGCUGCCAGAUCAAGGUGUUCAAGCCCAAGGGUGCCGACCGGAAACAGAAGACUGACCGGGAGAAGAUGGAGAAACGAACAGCCCAGGAGAAGGAGAAGUACCAGCCGUCCUACGAGACCACCAUCCUCGCGGAGUGCUCCCCGUGGCCCGACGUGGCCUACCAGGUGACCAGCGCCUCCCCGCCAAGCUACAGCGGCUCUCCAAGCAGCUUCGGCCUUGGCGAAGGCAACAGCUCUCCGACUCACCCCGUGGAGGCGCCCGUGGGCAGUGACCACCUGCUCCCCUCAGCCUCCACGCAGGAUGCCCAGCAGUGGCUCCACCGCAACAGGUUCUCCCAGUUCUGCCGGCUCUUUGCCAGCUUCUCGGGUGCCGACCUGCUGAAGAUGUCUCGCGAGGAUUUGGUGCAGAUCUGCGGCCCUGCAGACGGAAUCCGGCUCUUCAACGCCAUCAAAGGCAGGAGCGUGAGGCCGAAGAUGACCCUUUACGUCUGCCAGGAGCUGGAGCAGAGCCGGGCGUCCCUGCAGCAGAAGCGGGAUGGCAGCGGGGACCCCAGUCUAUGUGUGUACCACGCCAUCUUCCUGGAGGAGCUGACCGCCUUGGAGCUGGUUGAGAAGAUUGCCAACCUGUACAGUAUCUCCCCGCAGCACAUCCACCGAGUCUACCGGCAGGGACCCACGGGCAUCCAUGUGGUGGUCAGCAACGAGAUGGUGCAGAACUUCCAAGAUGAAUCCUGUUUCAUCCUCAGUACCUUGAAAGCCGAGAGCAAUGACGGCUACCACGUCAUCCUGAAAUGUGGCCUCUGAGUCAAAGCAGCGCGAGCCGCCUCCACACCCAGCCCCAUGGACCCCUGGACCCCCGAUGUAGACGCCGCAGCUGUGAGCCGCGCCGGAGGGACCGCACCCAGCCUGUGCCCGCGAGGCCGAGUCUCUCUCCCUCCCUCCUCGCUCCGGCUUUGGGGCAGCUCCUCGUUCUUCCCGCCCCACCAUCCUGAAGAGCAGACAGUGGGGGCGGCUUCUCUGAUCCCCUCACUCCCUUGGCGGGAGGCUAGUUAGUCCACUGGGCGUCCGGUUCCUCCUGUGUCCUCCUUCCGGCCGCUCUCCUGCCCCCAGCUGCCGCCGUCCCCUCCGGUAACCAGCCCGCGACCAGGACAGCUGGGACGGGGUGCUUUGAGUCCGCCUCAGUGACCCUGGUGCUGUUCGUCUGUCCUGCUCCCGGGUGGGUGGAAGGUGGGUUAAUUCUGUGCCUGCUUCUUCCACCUCUGAAGACCCGAGGUGGGCCCACGUCUCUGCACGGGUUGGGGGACACACCCCAGGGCCACACAGACCUAGUUCUAAGGCCUUUGGCGGUCGGAGUGGGUGCGUAGAAAGACGAUUUUUAGGCACAGUCUCGUGAGUAUGAAAGGGAGGAGAACCAAAGGCUUGCUCCUGAGCACUGUGGGUAGAAUUUUAUUUCCUAAGCAGUCAUGGGUAAGGAGGGCUGGGAGCUGAGCCUUCGCUGUAUGAUCAGGUGACCUUGCCUUGUCCGAUUCCAGGCCCUCUUGGAUGGACUCACCAAGUGCCGUUUAGAGAGGACCUUGGUGGACCACCGCCAAACUUGCCAGGCUUCCUGGGGACGCUGUAUUUUCUGCCUCUGUAGAGGGUGUGUUCGGAGCAUUUGGCCUGCGUUGGCAUCACCUUUCUUAGUGGCCUGACCUUGGGGAAUAUCGGUGACUGGCGGGAUAGGAG